Meloidogyne enterolobii is the source of this 645-nucleotide messenger RNA. NCBI's taxonomy places the organism in Eukaryota, Metazoa, Nematoda, Chromadorea, Rhabditida, Meloidogynidae. The record is from the annotation of a GenBank genome assembly.
AUGCUUCUUCGUUUCAACAUCUUCCUGUUGGCAGCUCUAUGCCUUGCAUUCAAUGGAAUCUAUGGAUGGGGAGAUGAUUUCUUCAAUAAUGAAGGAGGUGUAGUUAAUCUUGACCAAUUCGAAGCAAAUGAACAAAAUAGAGAAUUGGAAAAGAAGAAGGGUGAAGAAAAAAAUAAGGAGAAUUCUGAAAAGCGGGAAGAGUAUAACAAAGAUGGUUCUCACGUUAUUGGAGAGAAAGUUAACAAAGAAUCUAAUAAAAAAUUGGAAGAAGUCAAAAUGAGUGAAAGUAAAAAAAGCAUACGCGGAUCAAAACUUGCGGCGAUGAAAAAUUCAAAGAGUAGCGAGAGUCAUGAACAUCCCGAGCCUCAACCUGAAAUACAUCCCAAGCCUCAUCAUGAAGAACAUCCCGAGCCUCAUCCUGAAGAACACCCUGAGCCUCAUCAUGAAGAACACCGUGAGCCUCAUCCGGAAGAACGCCCAUGCUCUGACAAGCCUUCUGUUCCUUCGAAAGAGAAGCCUAUUCCAGAACAUCCAAGACGCCGUACUUUGACUCCAGAGCUUCCUUUGGAUGGUCCAAUUGGAGAACAGUUGCUUCCAAAACGUAAUAUUUUAAUUAUAAAGUUGAUAUUUCAAAGGGGAGCAUAA